Molecule: messenger RNA, 3442 nt
Organism: Rattus norvegicus (Norway rat)
Lineage: Eukaryota; Metazoa; Chordata; Mammalia; Rodentia; Muridae
Gene: Gpm6a
Product: glycoprotein m6a
Exons: 8
Coding region: 857-1504 (215 amino acids)
Biological process (GO): neuron migration; calcium ion transmembrane transport; neural retina development
Cellular component (GO): growth cone; membrane; axonal growth cone
Source: RefSeq, marked validated
GUAAUGAAUCUGACUGGGUGAGCAGAAACUACUGCAGCAGAAAGACAGGAUGAGAAUCUGGGCUUUCCCACUGUGGUAGCAAUGGGGGGAAUUAUGGGUUGGUGGUCCGCUUCAUGCUAGGAGGACACCCCUCCAUCUGUUCACAGUUCAGCCUGCUUCCAGUUUAAAGCCGAGAUUUCAACACAAACCUCAAUUUCUUUCCCCCAUUUUAAAUGCAAAGCGAGGCUUGUGAAUCACAGUGCCUCUGCUCCUAGCAUCCAGACCCCUUUCCACUCCCCCUCCCAAAAUUAUCCGGCUGUUUGUUUGAGUACCUGCUUACUGUGGCACACAAUAGGCAGCUUUGAGAAGAAAAAUUGAUAAUCUUCACGGAAGAGUAAUUUGAAUGAAAUUACACUUGACAGCCAGCCUCUAAGCAAACAAGAGGCGCGAGGGAGCUUCAGCUAAGCUCCAAGGACUUGCCCAAGCCACUGCUGCUGGAGCUGCCCAGGGAAAAAAAGCACUCGCUUUUUUUAACAUCUAAUUGAGCUUUUGACUAAUUCCGUGCACCAGAUUCUCCUGAAGAAAGGUAGCCAUGGAAGAGAAUAUGGAAGAAGGACAGACACAAAAAGGUUCAGUAAAAGCAUGAUGAUGGGGGACAACAGAAUCCUCAGCCUUCAACAGUGAUUACUGGGAGUGCAUCCUGGCCCAGAGGCAUGGUUGCUAUGGGUGUUUUGAGUGCUGCAUUAAAUGCCUGGGAGGUAUUCCCUAUGCUUCUCUGAUUGCUACCAUCCUGCUGUAUGCAGGCGUUGCCCUGUUCUGUGGCUGUGGUCAUGAAGCCCUUUCUGGAACAGUCAACAUUCUGCAGACCUACUUUGAGAUGGCAAGAACUGCUGGAGACACACUGGAUGUUUUUACCAUGAUUGAUAUCUUUAAGUAUGUGAUCUACGGCAUUGCGGCUGCUUUCUUUGUCUAUGGCAUUUUACUGAUGGUGGAAGGUUUCUUCACAACUGGGGCCAUCAAAGAUCUCUAUGGGGACUUCAAAAUCACCACCUGUGGCAGAUGUGUGAGCGCUUGGUUUAUCAUGCUGACAUACCUCUUCAUGUUGGCCUGGCUGGGAGUCACAGCUUUUACCUCACUGCCAGUGUACAUGUAUUUCAACGUGUGGACCAUCUGCCGGAAUACUACACUCGUGGAGGGAGCAAAUCUCUGCUUGGACCUUCGUCAGUUUGGGAUUGUGACAAUUGGAGAGGAAAAGAAAAUUUGUACUGUCUCUGAGAACUUCCUGAGGAUGUGUGAAUCUACUGAGCUGAACAUGACCUUCCACUUGUUCAUUGUGGCCCUUGCUGGAGCAGGAGCAGCAGUUAUUGCUAUGGUUCACUACCUUAUGGUUCUGUCUGCCAACUGGGCCUAUGUGAAAGAUGCCUGCCGGAUGCAGAAGUAUGAAGACAUCAAGUCAAAGGAGGAGCAAGAGCUUCAUGACAUUCAUUCCACCCGCUCCAAAGAGCGGCUCAAUGCAUACACAUAAAUAAGUUUCAUUGUUCCUUCCCAUUUGAAUGCAUUGGUGUUUAAUUAAGGGCCAUCCAACCAUCCAAUCUGUGAAAAGCAAAACAAAGAGUGCUUCUCAUCAAAGAUAUGUAGGGUGACUAAUGAAUCACCUGAGUAUAACUCUUUCCUGGUUAGCAUUCAAUCUCCUAAUUUGUUAAAUUGGAAUAGCCAACUCUCUUCUACAAGCUCCUAUUCAGUCUUUUGUUUUAACUCUCAAACUGAUUUAGUUAUUCUGUAAGAUCAAAGAUAUUAACAUUGUCACAUGCAAAUACUUGUUUGAUUUUUAAUCACCUCCCACAUAUCACACAUAACACUUUUUUCAUUGUUUCUUAUGUUUUGAAAGAGAAAAUAGCUUUUUAUACAUUUUAGUUUUGAUUUCAGUAACUAGUUUAACUACAGGUAACCUUCAAAGGGACCAUUGUACAUUAUGAACAAGUGACAGAAAUGACAUCAUGAUCACUCUUCUUGAUAUGGGAAUCUAGUCUGGAGAUCAGUGGCCACAUGGCUAUUGGCCCUGGUUAAUGUUUUCAUCAAUCUAAGGUGCAAUUUCUAAAUUUAUAAGGGUAGGUUAAAAAAAGUGCUUCUUAUCUUUGUUAACAUUGUAUUUUUUUCUUUGAUGUACUUAAAAGGUAUUUCUCUGAUUACUCAUGUUUAUGUUGUGAGCAUGUAGAAACAGUAAUGCUAAUGCAUGGCCAGUUGCCUUUCUAAGAUUGUGACACUGGGCUUACCUUUUAAAGUUUAGUAUAGAAACAAUUAUCAUGGAAAUAACUACUGUGGACUGUUGGAGAAUGAUCUUUUUGUGACUUAUGCAGUGGCUGGAUUGGAUCUUUUAAUAUGCUAAUGUGGAAAAUUAAUUACCUUUAUGAAGGUGGUAUCUUAAACAUAAGCACACUAAACCCUCAAGACUUGUUUUACCCACUUAAAACUUUUAAUGGAUUGCACCUCUGUAAGCUAUUUCUUAAAAUGUGUAUGAUAUAUUUGAAAAGACUUCCAUUAAUAUAAUAGCUUUGCUUGCAGCCUUCCAAUCUAUGUUGGUUUACCUGUAGUGUUUUCUAAAGGGUGGUCAGAGGCCACUAGAGAAUGUAUUGUUUUGGAGUGUAGUGAUAUAUUUUGUGGUUUUAUUUCAAGUAAGUCAUUUUAACCGAAUGUUCAUUCAUAUUCAUUUAUAAGAAGUACCUAUAUCAGACCAAUUUUAAAAGAAAAACAAUCAGUAUUAAUGGACCAAAUUUCGUGUUUGUUUUAACCUGGACUCUCUUUUGAUUAUUUCUAAUGCUACAAGAAUGCUGUGAAUGUCAUUUAAAAUAAUGAUGUAGCCUGACAAGAAAUUCUGUCAGUGUAUAAACCUAGGUAGUAUUGUGCACUGAUUUGACCAUUGUGAAAUCCUCCUUCAGUGUAAGUGCAUUCCCAAUAAAAUUUAUUGAGUGAAACAAUCUUUGUACAACUACUAGUCAUGCAUCAUCAGUAAUUUUACAAGUUCUUGUAGUAGGUAGGGGGUAUUACUAGCGUUAUCUGUGGCAUGAUUAUGCAUUCUGUAAUAUUAAUUUUGGGGUCCUUUUGCUUUUUUAACACUUAGAUUAUCUUAAUGGUUCAACAUUUUUUCUGACAUAUGCAGUAUUAAAGAUAUUCAGCAAAAGUAUUAAUGGGCUUCUUUAAAUUCUAUAUUAUAGUGUUUCAGUUCUGUGUCUACAGUGUGUAAUGAUUUUUAAAACUGUCUUUUAAAUUUAUGUAGUGAUGUUGACAUUUUGGCUUUUAUUUCUGGUUUUAGAGUUUGUAUUUUCAUGGAGUGCUUUGUAGCAGGCAUUACAAGUAAUCUGUUUUGUACAUAAAUGUGCCAACAGCUUGAUGGUGGCGUUUUUGAAAUGUAGAACAAAGUGCUUGCAAAAUGUAAUAAAUACUCUUGUGUACUUUGUGUAUUUAA